Messenger RNA from Westerdykella ornata, 1490 nucleotides. Its product is annotated as DnaJ-domain-containing protein. NCBI's taxonomy places the organism in Eukaryota, Fungi, Ascomycota, Dothideomycetes, Pleosporales, Sporormiaceae. Gene Ontology annotation, biological process: spliceosomal complex disassembly. The transcript has a single exon. The record is from RefSeq and is a predicted model, not a curated record. The coding region runs from base 174 to 1388 and encodes 404 amino acids. Gene Ontology annotation, molecular function: nucleic acid binding. Gene Ontology annotation, cellular component: spliceosomal complex.
CAUCACCUCUGCUUUGUGCCCUAGUCACCUUCACAACAACCACCUUUCUCUCCUCUAGCACCUUAUCGCCAGUGCACCCGACAAAAAGAACAGGGAUCGAACGAACCCUCACGAGCUUCACCUUCCGUACCCCUAUAUCCACAACUCGCCAGCCAAACCCCAUCCACCACACCAUGUCCUCCCCCCCACCCAACCGCGACCUCGAAGAAACCGCCAAAACCGCUCCAGAAGACUUCUACGCCCUCCUGGGCAUCACCUCGGACAGCAGCGACUCCGAAAUAAAACGUGCCUACCGCAAAACCUCCAUCCUCUACCACCCGGACAAAAACCCGGACGAUGCCACGGCGGCAGACACAUUCAUCCGUUUGGGCCUCGCGCGCGACAUUUUGCUGGACGUGAGGCUGAAAGCGAUUUACGAUGGCGCGAGGGUGAAGCGGAGGGAGAAGGCGUUGAGGGAGGAGAUGUUGGAUGCGAGGAGGAGGAAGAUGAAGGAGGAGUUGGAGAGGAGGGAGAGGGAGGGGGCGGGCGCAGUGGCCGGGGCGAAGAGGAAGAGGAUGGAGGAGAUGGAUGAGGUGGAGAGGAGAGAGGCGGAGAUUGCAAGGUUGGCCGAGGAUGGGAGGAGGAGGCGGAGGGAGGCGCAGGAGAGGUUGCAAAGGGAGAGGGAGAGGGAGAGGGCGGAGGCGGGAGCCGCGGGCGCUGCUGCGGGCGCUGCUGCUGCGGAGGCGACACAGGAUUCCAAAGACCCCGGUGCGAAUGCGAAGCCAUUACAAACAGACGGCAUACCCGAAAUCGACCGCACCAUCAAAAUCCGCUUCUUGCGCUCCGACACCGACGAAACCUCCACCUGGGACAAACCCACUCUCGCGACCCUCUUCUCCAAAUACGGACCCGUCGAAAGCGUCAUCGUGGGCAAGGACAAGAAGAUGCGCCUACCGGGGGAGAAGCACAGAAAAGUCGUCGCCAUGGUGUUCAUCGUGUAUACGCGUCUGCACCACGCGCAUGCCGCCGUCUUGGAUGCGAAGGCGGAUUUCCCCUUGCUGGAGAGCGUGGGCUGGGCGGGUAAGGAGCCCGAGAUUGUGUCUCCUGCUGUAGGCGGCAAUACAGUUGAUAACAACGGUAACGGAUUUAAUGCUAAUGGACACACUCCAUCCGCGCCGUCAACACCGCAGAAACCUUCCUUCCGAUCUUCCUUCAGCGCGAGUAUAGGAAGCCGUGGAAUCGGUGGAGGAGCAGCCAGUGUUCCCGGCACGCCGUCCUUCUCCUUCUCCUUCUCGCCCAAGACGCCCAACCUCGAGGACAUCACCAUGAUGAGGCUGAAGCAGGCGGAGAAGAGGAGGCUCGAGGAGCAGAUUAGGAGGCAGGAGGCUGCCGAGGAAGGCGAGAUAUGAGUUCUGGCCGGAAGAUAUAGCGUGUUUUUGAGUUUGAGAUACCCCCUCUGUCUUUGUGCUAGUACAUCACGUAGAAUUACCCUUCAAGAAGACGUUUCGAGC